Molecule: messenger RNA, 401 nt
Organism: Coffea arabica (coffee)
Lineage: Eukaryota; Viridiplantae; Streptophyta; Magnoliopsida; Gentianales; Rubiaceae
Source: RefSeq, a predicted model, not a curated record
AUUAUAGCCCUUACAUUGUAAAUGAUGACUUUAUGAGGAUGGACUACAACCGGAGACCAUGGGAUUAUCCUUCUGUUAUGAAUAUACAAGAACCGCCAGUUGUAGAAAUGCCUUCGGAAGAGAUCCAAGCCCCCAGUAUGGAGGCAAACCCAACGCCCAGUAUGGAGGCCAUCCCAGAAGAAUCUCAAACCUCUGCAGACAACAUUAAUCAGCAAGAUUCUGGUGGUACUCAGGCUGUUUGGGAAGAUAAUAUUGAUCCUGACAACAUGACUUAUGAGGAAUUACUUGAGUUGGGCGAAGCAGUGGGGACUGAAAACGGGGACUUUCACAAGAACUUAUUGAUUUACUUCCGACCUCAAAGUACAAAUCUGGGGAAUUUUCUCCAAAAAAAGAUCUACUGA